Exophiala oligosperma is the source of this 1809-nucleotide messenger RNA. RefSeq lists its product as uncharacterized. The transcript is spliced from 5 exons. NCBI's taxonomy places the organism in Eukaryota, Fungi, Ascomycota, Eurotiomycetes, Chaetothyriales, Herpotrichiellaceae. The record is from RefSeq and is a predicted model, not a curated record. Gene Ontology annotation, molecular function: FAD binding. The coding region runs from base 1 to 1809 and encodes 602 amino acids.
AUGGGGAGCAUUACGGCUGGCGAAGAUGCCCCUCUGGAUCCCGAUUUCAACACCCAAGUGGUUGUUGUCGGGACAGGGCCAGCAGGAGGAUCUCUGGCUGCUUUCCUGGGUUCACACGGAAUUCAAGGGAUUGUAAUUGGAAUGACAUCCACCACGGCAGAAACACCACGCGCACACAUCACCAACAUGGCUGCUCUAGAGUGCUUACGGGACAUUGGUCUGGAAGAAGACUGCCGAGAGCUGGCGAGUCCGAAAGAAAGCAUGAUGCAUACCCGGUGGGGAUACAGCAUGGCCGGAGAAGAAUAUGCGCGCUUGUACGCCUGGGGCAACGGUCCUGCCUUGGAAGCCAAGUACAAAGAGGUCAGCCCUUGCGACCCAAUCGAUCUGCCACAGACUCGUCUUGAACCAAUCCUCAUCCGCAAAGCGGCGACCAGUGGCUUCAUCACUCGUUUCAACACGGAGUUCCUGCGCUUCCAGGAUGAUGUCGCCAAAUGCCAGGUGGACGUGAUCGUCAGAGACACCGUCUUCGGGACAAUACAUCGGAUUCGGUGCCGGUACUUGUUCGGUGCAGACGGUGCCCGAAGUCGAAUCAUCCAACAACUUGAUCUACCGCUGAGGCAGAAUCCGGGCGGAGGGUUGGCGUGGAAUGUGCUGGUCAAGGCAGACUUGAGCAAGUACAUCGCACACAGGCAGGGUAAUUUGCACUGGUGCUACCAGCAUGACGUGAGCCAUCCCGACUUUGCCUGGAUCGGUUUUCCCCGAAUGGUGAAGCCGUGGCAUGAGUGGGUGUUCAUUAUGUUCCCAGUGCCGGGGUACAAAGCAGACAUCCCGCCGACUCAGGAGCAUUGGAUGAAGCGCAUCAAACAGAUCAUCGGUGAUGACUCCGUCGAUGUCGAAAUCCUCAACGUCAGCAAAUGGCUCGUCAACAACAUCUGGGCGGAGAAGUAUGCUAAGGGUAACGUGUUCUGCCUCGGGGAUGCGGUCCAUCGUCACCCUCCCGCCAAUGGACUCGGUUCCAACACCUGUGUUCAAGACGCGUUUAAUCUGGCAUGGAAGGUUGCGUACGUUCUCAAAGGUCUGGCUGGGCCAGAACUUCUCGAUUCCUAUGAGCAGGAACGGCAGCCUGUUGGCGCCAACAUUGUGUCCAGAGCAUUUCAAGGCUUCCUAGACCAUCUGCCUCUGUGGAAGAGCGCGGGCAUUUUAGAGCCAAGCGCCGAAGAGCGAGUCUCGGCGUUUGCAGAACUGUCUGUCAACAGUGCAGUCGGAAAACAACGUCGGCAAGACUUCAUAAAGGCCAUCAAGGGGACCAGAUAUGAAUUCCAGGGGCUGGGGAUCGAGAUGAACCAGCGGUAUCGGUCCGGAGCUGUCUAUCAAGCUGAUCAGGGCGACGAGCCACCUCUUAUGGGAGAUCCCAUCCUUGACCAUACACGCUCAACAUAUCCCGGUGCACGGCUUCCACAUGCUUGGCUCAAUCGAGCUGUUCCGGGGCAGCGAAUCUCGACGAUCGAUUUAGCUGGCAAUGGUGGAUUCACAGUCCUGACUGGCAUCGGUGGCGAGCGGUGGAAAGAGGCAGCGGCUCAGGUAUCAAAGGCUCUGGACAUUCCGCUGGCGGCAUAUUCGAUCGGAUUCCGUCAAGAUUGGGAGGAUGUGUACUUUCACUGGGAGUCCGUGAGGGAGAUCGAGGAAGAUGGGUGUCUGCUCGUGCGACCCGAUCGCUUCAUCGCCUGGAGAUCUCUCCAAAUGGUGGAUGACCCAGCCAGUGCGCUGCUGAAAGUCCUUCGCCAAAUCCUGCAUCGUGGCCAGGUGUGA